UUGUUUGAAGCAUGUCUGGGCGCGGUAAAGGUGGAAAAGGUCUUGGAAAAGGAGGCGCUAAGCGUCAUCGCAAAGUUCUGCGUGAUAAUAUCCAGGGUAUUACGAAGCCUGCGAUUCGUCGUUUGGCUCGCCGUGGAGGAGUCAAGCGUAUAUCUGGGCUCAUCUACGAAGAGACUCGUGGAGUCUUGAAGGUGUUUUUGGAGAACGUUAUUCGUGAUGCGGUCACCUACACCGAACACGCCAAGAGAAAGACCGUCACCGCUAUGGAUGUAGUUUAUGCGCUGAAGCGUCAGGGUCGCACUCUGUAUGGCUUCGGUGGUUAAAUGUUUAUGCCUUUUUAAAUACUUCCUGGAACGACCCAAAGGCUCUUCUAAGAGCCACCCACAUUUGCAAUGACAAGUACAAUUUCCUAGUUUGUGUGUCCCUGUUAAUGGCCGCAAUGGAACUCUCCAACCGUCGCAUCCUGUUUUGUAGAUUAGGUAACGCGUGAGGCUGUAUAAAGUGUCGGCAUGUCACCCUGCUUGCAAAAUGUUUAAUGUCAGCAUUGUUUUAGGCAAAUGUUUGUUCAAAACGGUAAUGGCAGUGAAAGACUUCGUAGGAGUA
This is a messenger RNA of Conger conger (European conger), 603 nucleotides long. RefSeq names its product histone H4. Lineage: Eukaryota; Metazoa; Chordata; Actinopteri; Anguilliformes; Congridae. Gene Ontology annotation, cellular component: nucleosome. The record is from RefSeq and is a predicted model, not a curated record. Gene Ontology annotation, molecular function: structural constituent of chromatin; protein heterodimerization activity; DNA binding. Gene Ontology annotation, biological process: nucleosome assembly. The coding region runs from base 12 to 323 and encodes 103 amino acids. The transcript has a single exon.